Molecule: messenger RNA, 2037 nt
Organism: Alternaria rosae
Lineage: Eukaryota; Fungi; Ascomycota; Dothideomycetes; Pleosporales; Pleosporaceae
Product: heterokaryon incompatibility protein-domain-containing protein
Exons: 2
Coding region: 1-2037 (678 amino acids)
Source: RefSeq, a predicted model, not a curated record
AUGGACAAAGGACCUCGGGAUGGCAAAGGCUUCAGUCCCAUCGAACCUCACAGCUGCAAGCACUGCCGGCGGAUCGUGCUCCGCAAGAAACAUUUUCUGGACUUCGCCAAUCCUAUCAAACUACCACACACCAAGUCCGAGAUACGAGAGGCCUUGGUAGAUCAAUGCAUGCUCAUAAGGCUCUUUGCUUCAAAGUCUGCGCCUGAGCUUUUCCUGUCCUGCUCUAGCUGCCCUGGAUGUAAGAAAGCCCAACCUCGUCAUCUGAACAUACUAGCUAUGCCCAAGUUACUCUCCGUUCGUGAGCAUGUUUCGAUGACCCUGGGAAGAAACGGUGCAUCCUAUACUUGUCCAAGCUUUAGUCACAACAGUUGGCGUGAGCAGACACACCUGGCUUCUCCUAUGGUGAUAGCGACUGGUGUGACAGGAGAAGCUGCCACCGAAGUAGGCGAAUUAAUCGCGCAUAGCCACAACGUAUGGGUAGGAUCGAAAUCGAGUCUGGUCCAAAUGUACCAAUGGCUUACAGAAUGUCACUCUUCUCAUCCUCUCUGCCGACAAGAUCACGAUAACUUUGUGCCUCGAAGACUGCUGCACAUCGAGCCCAGCAGCACGGAAAAAGAUACGGUCCGUCUGGUAGAAGACUGGCAGGAUCGACAGGUUGACUGGGUUGCUCUGAGCUACGUGUGGGGGGAAGGCACAAGUCUCAAGACUACUAUGGACUCCAUUGUCGACAUGAAAGCAGGUAUCGAAGUGGAGAAACUUCCACCAACAAUCCAAGACGCCAUCAUAGUUUGUAGAGCCAUGUCUCUGGACAAACUCUGGGUAGACUCACUUUGCAUAAUCCAAGACGACCCUAAUGACCUGACGCGCGAAUUGGCAUCUAUGCCCCAGAUUUAUCAAAGAGCUUGGGUCACAAUCUCUGCAUCGACUGCGCCGAGUGUUUCGGAUGGAUUCUUGCAACAAAGAUGUUACUCUCACUGUGCAACUCCCUUAUCACUGCCAUACCUAGCGGAUGAUGGCGUAGGCACUGGAGAGAUUAUUUUCGUCCCCAAGAAUACCAGCUGCUCAAAUCAAGAUGAGCCUAUCAACGGACGUGCUUGGACCUAUCAGGAACGGCGGUUGUCUCCCAGAGUUCUCGAUUUUAGAUGGAACAAAGUCGUUCUGUACUGCUGCACAGGAAAGCGAUGCCAAGGCGAUGGGUCAAGACUAUGGACAUCUGGGACAGAAGAGCCUACGCCAGAAUACCGACUCUACCGACCGUGUUCAGGUCAUGACAAUCUACCACAAUGGCAUGCUAUGGUAGACGGAUACGUGGAUCGAAAGCUCACAUUCCCUUCCGAUAAGCUGACGGCACUCUCAGCUCUUGCCGACGUGUACAGAAAACGUACGCGUUACACCUAUGUCGCGGGCCUUUGGAAAGAAUCUCUGAUUACAGAUCUCUGUUGGAGAAAUGUAUGGCGUAUGGCGCCCAUAAAAGAUAAGCUACUUCCACGACCGACGGUAUAUCGUGCGCCAUCCUGGUCUUGGGCUGCCAUCGAUGUACCCUCCCGUGAACAGGACCAAGACGGGUCCAGGAGCAUCUACUCUAUGAAGCUGGAGCUCGAAUCCGAAGUCUACACAACAGCCGUAAUAACCAAUGUCGCCAUCCGACAGUGGCCCCCAGGUACAACAUAUGGCAAAGUAUAUGCAGGGUCUUUAACGCUAGAGGCGCCCGUCUUACGUACGACGUGGUACUACAAUCAGCUGUGGCUUGACUUCCCUUCGGACCCUCCGAGACGUGUAGUUGCUACUCGAGACGCUAGAGAAACCGGUUGGUAUGACGGCGACGAAGACGCUAGCAUCCCGGUCUUGGUAGUCUGGUUGGCGCGGGCGGCACAGCAUGGAAAACAGGUAUCCUAUUAUGGAUUGCUACUCGUACAAGCUUCGGAAGGGAUAUAUCGUCGAGUGGGGCUGUUUGAGGACCAUGUUACGAGGAAGAAAGAUGCUGACAGUGAUCUUGUCUAUGCUUACUUUCAGACACGGACAAUCACCAUCAUAUGA